Molecule: messenger RNA, 2490 nt
Organism: Penicillium angulare
Lineage: Eukaryota; Fungi; Ascomycota; Eurotiomycetes; Eurotiales; Aspergillaceae
Product: S8/S53 family peptidase
Exons: 4
Coding region: 1-2490 (829 amino acids)
Biological process (GO): proteolysis
Molecular function (GO): serine-type endopeptidase activity
Source: RefSeq, a predicted model, not a curated record
AUGCCUUCGGUUGGGCAUCAGAAUCAGAUUGGUCAUCAAGCGGGAUACCCAAAACCGGACCAAUCACAAUCAUCAUAUCCAUCGCUUCAAGCACUUGCAGCUAUACAACAUGCAUCGAAGAUUCCGAAAUGGAUUACUGAUAGCCUUCAAUGCUUCGCAGUAUCCAGCGAGAGGGGAGUUGCAGCCAGACAAGAUCAGUUACUAAAUAGUCUCAAAAGGGUCGCAGAUGAGCUUCACAACCAUCAGGCAAAUGAUGAUGAUGAUUGGAAGUCCGUUAUUGAAUUGAAUAUGAGCAGUGAUCAGACCGAUAGAAGCCAUCAAGUGAAAGCUCUUUAUCAAGUUGUCACUAAACAUGGAGUCUGCAGCUGUGAACCAAAAUCCCAACGUCCCAUGCCUACAUAUCUUGGCUUAAACGAGAAAAAACUAUUCGUUCAUGUUGAGGAGCACGUUACUCCAUUUAAACUCUUUUUCAGGGGACAUUCGCCCGAUAUUCAUAUCAACGGACCAGUUGCACUAUUUCGAGAAACGGUCAUACGGAUCAAAAAACGCUCGAAGGCUACAUUCUCAGAUAAACCAGAAAUCCCACCACCAAAAAGAGACUUCCUUGAGAUCCAAGACAACCUUUGCAGCAUAAUUUCAAGAGCCAGCUCGCUGCUUCCUCUUUAUUUUUAUAUUCAAGAUGACAAACUACAGCUUGAAGGACCCAAGGGGCAGUCAAAACACUGGAUUGGAGACUCCCACAUUUCCCUGACCGAGCUCUUGGGCAUAAAAGGAUUCUUCACAUCGAGAAAGAAAAGACUUCAUCUAUCACACCUCGCAGCAAAGGCUGCGUGGGAAUGCUACGAUUCUGGAUGGAUGAAGAACGGGUUAGACCGACAUGAUGUUCACUUUAUGCUAGAAAAAAGCGACUGCGGCAGGCAUAAACAAUUAUCUUCAGAUGAACCUUUCCUAACUGCAAGUUUCAUCAGCCAUGACAAAGAUGAAAGUGGAUGGACUGACCCAAUUGCUGAAAGCUUGAAUAUUCAUAAAUGUCCAAAGAUUCUAGCAGUCGGGAUUUUGCUGCUCGAAAUCGAACUGGGUCGUGGUAUCGAUGAAUAUAGACAUCUUAUCCUCGAGGGAGACCAGACUCCUGACAUCAAUACAGAUUAUAUGACUGCAGUUAAUGUGAUAGACAGAAUGUCGGAAGAAUGGGAGGAGCGAGGAACGACUUCUCAGCAUAAAGCCAUCAUCAAGGCGUGUUUUAACCAAGACGUUCUACGAGGUUGUGAAGAUGUCGAUUCUCAGCGGGCAGCUCUUUUGACGGAGAUUGUUGUGCCUCUUGAGUCGCUAUUCAGAUCCCAAUGGGAAGGAGAGGAGUCUCAGAUUCUACCGAUCAUUUACAAAGACAUACCAGAUUCCUUGCAUACUACCGAAGGCCGUGGGCCUGUUGCACAGCUGUUUUCAAACAUCGAAGAAUCGGUGCCAGAGCCAUUAGAAAUUGAUACUAUGGGAACUACUAUGACAGUCUCCGAUGCAAGUUCACCCUCGGACAAAUGGCUUGAAAGGAUUGACAAAGAAUUUUGUUCUCUUCUGCGCGCAAAGUCAAAAGCAGAUCGCAAGUCUUAUGCGCCGGUCAAAAUUGCAGUCCUCGAUACUGGAAUUCAUCCUCAACAUUACAACGUCAGCAAUAUUACCGAUUAUAAAGACUUCGUCAAUCCUUUGGGUCAAGGUAAAUCAGACUUAACUGGUCAUGGUUCAAUUGGAGUCAGUCUAACCUAUAAACUACUCCCUAAUGCCCAAGUAUACGUUGGUAGAGUCUUUGAAACUUCACAAGCGAACAACAAUACGCCAGUCUUUUUAGCUCAGGCAAUUCGACAUGCCAAGGAUGUUUGGGGCGUGGAUAUUAUUACAAUUGCAUCUGGCUUUGAAGAUUCUUAUGCAUGUAUCCGCGACGAAAUCAUCUCGGAGUCAUCGAAUCCACCGCUUAUAUUCUCUGCUGCGUCAAAUGACGGGAAUAUGGGACCUAUCGCAUUUCCUGCCUCCAUGCGUCAAUGCGUGAUGUGUAUGUUCGCCAGUAACGGACAUGCCAAACCGACACAACUAUCCAUCAACCCAUCUGCACGAGAGAGCGGGGGCUCUAACUUCGCCAUUCUUGGAGAAGACGUGGAAGUGCGAUUUUGUGAUUCAGUUCAACCUCGUCGGCACAGUGGUACUUCGAUUGCAACAUUCAUUGGAGCAGCCAUUGCGGGUGUCUUGCUUGAUUUUUCUAAGCAGCCUUUUGGUCAACAAGUCGUCAACCCGUAUCAUUUGAAAAGAAUCGGGGGCAUGUCUGCUGUAUUUAAGAAAAUGUCUGUCGAAGACAAUGGCUACAACUGCAUUGCACCAUGGUCCUUAUUUCGCAGUAUCUCUAUUCCUACCACGUCAUGCGUUAAUUCUGAAGACCGACGAAUUAUACGACGCGAUGAACUGUGCAAAAAUAUUUCGAAUUUCCUCAUAGAUGCUGGGUUGUGA